Molecule: messenger RNA, 1023 nt
Organism: Megachile rotundata (alfalfa leafcutting bee)
Lineage: Eukaryota; Metazoa; Arthropoda; Insecta; Hymenoptera; Megachilidae
Product: pickpocket protein 28-like
Biological process (GO): sodium ion transmembrane transport
Cellular component (GO): plasma membrane
Molecular function (GO): ligand-gated sodium channel activity
Source: RefSeq, a predicted model, not a curated record
AUGGCUGACGCAGAUUACACCACGCUGCAGAAAUUAUUGUCGGAGUUUUUUAAUAACAAAUACGAUGUCACCGACCUAAUGGAAAGUUUGACGCCCUCAUGUUCCGAAAUGUUCGUGCGUUGCAAGAUUGAGGACACCUACAAGAGCUGUUCGGAACUGUUUGUACUCACCAAAACUACUAGUGGCUUCUGCUGCACCUUCAAUUAUCGAGGACGUCCCGAGGACAGAGCAAAGUCCGACAAUCGAACGAGUAUGCCAGAAACUUACAUCGUUAGGAACGUAGGCAGGCAAUCUGGUUUAUCCGUUUCGAUAAGACCGAAUUACGAUGAUUAUGCUUAUACUAUGUUGCCCAUCGUUGGCUGGAAGGUGAUGAUAUUUAAUUCGGCCAGUUAUCCUGAUCCAUACAGUGGUGGUGUUUUCGAAGUCCUAGUUAGUCCAUUGACACGGCAUAACGUAGAAUUAUAUAGUGUCGUAAUGGAAAGCACGGACACUAUACGAGCGUAUCCAAUCGAAAAGCGUGGAUGUAUUUUUAGUGACGAGCAAAGUACUUUUGACGACUCUUACAGUUACAGCGAAUGCAGAAAUAUGGAUCUUAUACCAAAUCACGAUAAAGAAAUACUCAAGUUAAUUCCCAGCGGUGCGUCAACAUUGAAGUGCAAUUGUUAUCCCGAAUGUAACGACGUAUCCUACAUGCUGACAACCAGCGCACACUCCAUACCACGUGGUUACACCGAGACGCCAUUACUCCCUGGAAUAAACGUGACGGAUGAAAGUGUUCUGAAUGUGUACUUCUCGGAAAUGGAAAGCCUAUAUAUGAAGCAGGACGAAACAUACCGUUGGUACGAAUACAUAAGUGACGCAGGUGGAUUAUGCGGUUUGAUUAUCGGAUUCAGUAUGGUCAGCGUCAUGGAAAUUAUUUAUUUCCUCCUUCUGUUUAUUUUCGAACUUUGCUCUGCAUAUAUUGCCUUGUACACGUUCACACUGCUGUUGCAGCAAACUUCAGCAGCAAAUAUUGCACAGUAG